Messenger RNA from Morus notabilis, 4908 nucleotides. RefSeq names its product nuclear pore complex protein NUP1. The record is from RefSeq and is a predicted model, not a curated record. Gene Ontology annotation, cellular component: nuclear envelope. Bases 121 to 4404 code for a protein of 1427 amino acids. NCBI's taxonomy places the organism in Eukaryota, Viridiplantae, Streptophyta, Magnoliopsida, Rosales, Moraceae. Gene Ontology annotation, biological process: poly(A)+ mRNA export from nucleus; nuclear membrane organization. The transcript is spliced from 9 exons.
UGCUAUUGUCGCACUUUCUUCUUUCUCUCUCUUCCACCGUUUUCUCUCUCCACCCCGUCCGACCUCAAACCCUAGGGGCCAUUCGCUUUCGCUCUCUCUCUCUCUCUCUCCUCCUCUCCCAUGGCGACGGCGCGCGAGGAGCCAAAGCAGCAGCCUUACGAAGGCGGGGGGGGAUUGGGCGGCGCGGGAGGGAAGUUCCGGAAGAGGCCGUUCAGGAGGACCACCCAUACGACGCCGUAUGAUCGCCCGCCGACGGCUUUUCGGAACCCUAACGGCGGUUGGCUCUCGAAGCUCGUCGAUCCUGCGCAGAGGCUUAUCUCCUCCAGCGCCCAUCGACUCUUCUCCACCGUUUUUAGAAAACGCCUCCCCCCGCCGCACCCGCCAUCGCCAGUGGAAAACAGCGACAAAAGGGAUAAACAACAAGAAGCAGUUGCCACAGAUUUCCAUGGGGCACAAAAACAGAUUGUUGAUCUAAGUGAUGGUCCAAGUAAUAGUGUUAGUGGAGGCAAGUUGACUGAGCUUGAGCAAAUUUUAAAGCAAAAAACCUUUACCAGAUCUGAGAUUGAUCGUUUGACAGCUCUACUACAUUCAAGAACUGUUGAUGUAGUGAUUGAAGAUCAAGAGAAAAGGUCUGAAGUAGUUCCUUUAAAGCCAUUGGCAUCUGCUGAUAGAUUGAAGGGAUUUCCUAAGACCCUUGCCCCAGGAAAUAGGAUAGAGAGUGAGGGAUUUCUUAAAACUCCCGCCCCUGAAAAUUGGUCGGAGAGUCAGCUUGUUUCAACUCCUGUCGUCAGUUCAACUGUCCUUGAGGGGGAUGUUGCUUCUCCUACAGAUCUUGUGGAGCUUGCUAAAUCUUACAUGCAUAAAAGGCCCACUUCCCCGUCAAUGCUAGGAUUUCGAAGUCAACCAUUUAAGGAGAAUUCAAGCGCAAUAUACACACGCAAUCUAACUUCUCCUCCAAAGGUACCCAUUACACCUCUUGUGCCAAGGACUUCAGGCCAUGAGGCUCGAGAAAAUGGUAUUAUUACCCCAAGAUCUAGAGGCAGAUCUGCUAUCUACAGUAUGGCGCGAACACCAUAUUCCCGAGUUCGCCCAAAUACUACUCUCAAGGCUGUUGAGAAUGCGGUUGAUGUUUAUGCUGGUCCAUCAUCAUCGUCCCAACAUGUACAGGAUCAAAGUCUAACAUCUAUAUCUAAACAAGGGGCUUUAAAACGCAGAAGUUCAGUUAUGGACAAUGACAUUGGGUCCUUUGGCGCUAUACGUAGAAUUCGUCAGAAACCCAACCUUCUAUCUUCAAGAGGUUUGAGCUUGGCUGUCUCUGGUAGCCCUCUUUCUUCAUCUAGAACCGGACUUCGUAUUGAGGCUGCUCCUUCAAUAUCAAAGCCGGUACCAUUUGGUGAACCUGUCCGGAAUUCCAAUAAACCAUCAACUGAAAAUGGGGAUAACAGUAUGCCUUAUACAACUGUUCCCACCAAGUCCAGUGAGAUGGCUUCAAAAAUAUUGCAGCAACUUGAUAAGUUGGUCUCACCAAAAGACAAAUCAUCGGAGUCCAAGGUACUUGCUUUGAUGGAUAAAUCACCCAGUAAACUGUCACCAUCUAUGCUACGUGGACAGGCUCUGAAAAGCCUUGAGAAUGUUAAUUCAUCGAAAUUUCUGGGUGAUGUCCAGGAUAAUAAAAAAAUGGAAGGUUUACUUAACAAGAUAAUACCUGAUGCUCGAGAAUUCACUUCCCAAAAGGAAGACAAGGUUAAAGAAAAUGGUCCAUUGAAGCUUGUUUCAGCGGAUGACAAGUUUACUGCUAAAAUGAAUGGUAUAGAUUCGAGGAACCAAAAGAUGAAUGGUGAAGAUUCUACACUGCCAAAAAAGGAUGCUGUACGUAGUCCUGAAACUUUUGUUCCUGCUGCACAAAACUCUGUUGCCUAUCCUCCACAGAAGAAACGGGCUUUUCAGAUGAGCGCACCUGAGGAUUUUCUGGACUUGGAUGAUGAUAGCUAUCCAAAUGGCGAUGCUUCUGAUGCAUUGGCUGAGGGGAGAGAAAAAGUGAACUUCUCUUUGGCAGAGAGAAAGAGCACUGCUACCGAGCAUGUAAAGCUGGAGAAAGCUUCAGCUAUGACUGAAAUGAGGUCUGCAAUGUCUGAAAUGAACCGAAAACAUGACAUGGGAAAUUCUGCUGGAUCUAUGACCGCUGAAAAGAGCACAAAUCUGAUAUUCCAGAGUACAUCAUCUCCCAGCAUGACUGUCAUGCCCACAGUCACAAGUACUGGGUCGACAUUAGCAACUGAUGGAGCUACUUUCCCGAAGGAGUCGUAUGUUUCUCCUACAUUUAACAUUGGCGAUAAAAUUGCUCCAACAAAAGAUACAAGUGCUGCUACUCCUAUAUUCAGCGGUGGCCUUAAAAGUACUUCUUCUCCUAUACUCAGUCCAUUGGGUACCUCUUCAGACCUGACGCGUGAAACCUCAAGCAACUUAUUUGCGGUAGCAGGUGGUGCAACAGAUGGUGUACUGAAGUUGUCUGAACCAGAUAAAGCUGACAAUAAGAAUAAUCCAAAUGCUGGAGUCUUUUUCAGGACACCUGAAACUAUGCCUUCAUUGGCAGCAUCAACAUCAAGUACAAGUAUACUCUCCUUUGGCAAAACACCACCCGGUGAUUUUAGUUUGAAAAAUGGGUCCUCUGCUUCAGCUUCCAGCAACCCUGAAGUUUUUGGUAAUUUGACAAAUCAAAACUCCUCUACUAGCUUGGUUUUCACAAACAGUGGUAGCAAUUCCCUCACAUCUGCCGCCGGUAGUAGCAGUCUCUCUACCUCAACUCCAGCUCUUUCAGGACCAGCUGCACCUGUAGUCAAAUUUGGGUCCUCCAAACCUUCAACUGCAGCUGCUCCAGUUUCCGAAACGUCUUCAGCAUCGGCUGCAUCUGUGUUUAAGUUCUCUUCAGGUUCAACUGCAGUUGCGCCAGUUUCAGAAACUUCUUCAGCACCAGCUGAGCCGGUUAAGUUUGUGUCACCUACGACUUCAACUGCAGCUGCACCAGUUUCGGAAACUUCUUCAGCACCAGGUGCACCGGUAUCUAAAUUUGGAUCCUCCGUGGCUUCAAAUGCAUUUGCACUGCUUUCACAAACUUCUGAUGUAGUAUCUGAGGCAACUAAGAUAAAGCAGGACACCAGCUUUGGUAAUUCAAGUAGUGCAGCAGCUGCUACAACUAGCACAGCAAGUACACUUUUUGGAUUAACUGCUAGCGCUGCUGCUUCAACUUCUGCUAACCAAUCUCAGGGUUCUACUUCUUUUGCUACUGUCAGUGAAUCCGCAUCUGGUAUUCAGACUUCGCCUGCUGCAACUGGGGUUGGAAGCUUCAGCCAGAGCAUACCGCUCCAAUUUGGGUCGUUAGCAUCCUCUCCAACAUUUGCUUUGGCUGGAAGUACAACUUUUGCAUCUGGCAGUUCACCCUUUGGUUCAACUUUUCCUGCUAAGCAUUUUAGUUCAGGAACUACUCCUGGUCUUGGCUCUUCUUCUUCCUUGGCAGAUGCCAAUUCCGUUAGCUCCAGCAGUAGCAGUACGCCUAGUGUGUUCGGUUCCAGUUGGAACCAAACUCCAAAAUCGCCUGUGUUUAGUUUCAACUCUUCACCAUCGACUGGGUUUUCCUUUGGAGCAUCCUCAGCCUCUACUGCCACUGGCAGUUCACCAUCAACUGGGUUCUCCUUUAAUGCAUCCUCAGCCACCAAUGCUGCCAGUAGCAGUUCACCAUCAACUGGGUUUCCUUUUGGAGCAUCUUUUUCUUCUAGUGCUGCUAACAGUUCACCAUCAACUGGGCUUUCCUUUGGAUUAUCAACUUCUAGUGCUGCUACUAACAGUUCACCGUCAACUGUGUUUUCCUUUGGACUAUCUUCAGCUCCCAGUGUAGCUGCUAACAGUUCGCCUGCGGUGUUUGGCGCAACAACAGCUUCUGCUGCACCUACGAUGUUUGGAUCAUCUAAUGGUGCAUCCUCAGGUUCCCUUUUCCCAUUCAAUUCAUCUUCAACUACUACAACACAACCUGUGUUUGGAAACCUUAAUCCUACAAUCUCAUUUGGUGCGCCCUCGAGUAACAAUGAUCAAAUGAAUAUGGAGGACAGCAUGGCUGAGGAUACUGUUCAGGCAUCAGGUCCCACAACACCAGUAUUUGGACAACAACCUGUAGCUGUAUCCCCUUCUCCUUCCAGCUUUGUAUUUGGAUCAGCGGCUUCCUCAGUAGUUAAUCCAUUCCAAUUUGCAAGUCAACCAAAUAUAGCAAACCCACAGAACCCUUCUCUGUUUCAGGCUUCCGGUAGCCUUGGCUUAGUUGAAGGCAACUUCUCAAUGGGCAGUAACGGCAGUGGUGUUGACAAGUCCAAUAGAAAAUACGUAAAGGUUAAACACAAGCAGCGGAAGAAGUAAAAAGAUUGAUUUCGAAUUGCUUUCCUCAUUUAAUUUCUCGGGAAAUUGCGAUUGGCAAAAUAAGUACUGCUGUGCAAGAUCAGAGUCAUGAGAUUGCUGUGUGGUCUUGAAUUGCGCGAUUUCGCCCCUUAAAGGUAUAAUCAAAACCUUUUAUAAAGGUUCAACACAAAAGAAAAUCUGUUAGCCUCCCUUUUAAAUUUUUCUAUCUUUUAUAUUUGUUCCUUUUUGUCGGAGGGAUAAUUACGGUCGCAAUGUAGGAUUAAGUUUUCACAAUUUUGUAUCUUUUCUGUAGUCCUAAGAACGAUUUAUGUUUUUCUUGGCAUGUAUUAGUACAAGUAGGUGAGAGCUUCCUGUUUGGGCAAAUUGUACUAUCAGACUCUUCUUGUGUACUUCUCUUGUAUUUGUAACAUAAAAAAGAAAACGGGUAUGCUAUGCAUGUCUAUGAAAGCGUCUUUGUUGUUACUCUUUUCAGUGGGCAUGACAAUUGACACAUCAUCGGGUUCA